AUGCCUAAUCCCCCCUCCCCGCUUUCUUCGGGGAAGAAGAGACCACAUCCCAGCGACACUUCACCACAACCCGAUCCGGUGCAUCCAUCGCGCGACACUCCACACCCCGCGACAGCUGUGCCCUCCGGCUCACCCGCUCGUUCCUCCGUGACCGCUUCCUCCACCGCGUCCUCCUCGUUCCGCAAUGUCUCCGCAUGUAAUCGUUGCCGGCUGCGCAAGAACCGCUGUGACCAGCGCCUCCCGCGCUGCCAGUCCUGUGAAAAGGCCGGCGUGCGCUGUGUCGGAUACGAUCCCAUUACGAAGCGGGAGAUUCCCCGCAGCUACGUCUAUUUCCUGGAAACGCGGGUCGCACACCUCGAGAAGCAGCUGGCGAAUAACAAUAUCGAAUUCAAAAAGGCCGUGGCCUUUGAUGAGGAAGAGGCUAUCAAAGUUGAGGCAGAGGGCGACCCCGCGCACGCCCAGUCCAGCUCCGACGGUCAUGUCCGAGAGGUAGCGGUGGCGGAAAAGGCACCGUGGAAGAACACCAACCAGGAACCCGGCCAGCCCGAUCGGAGAGAAGGAGACGGCAAUGGCGAGACCGAUGGCGGUUCGGCCAACGAGGAGAAUUGGCGUCUGCACAAUCUGGUGUCGAAUAUUGGUAUGGUCUCUGUGCAGGGGACUUCCGAUCCGCGCUAUCUCGGCUCGACCUCAGGCAUCUCCUUUGCUCGCGUUGUAUUCGCCGCGGUCAGGAGUUCACUUCCCGGCAACAUGCCGGAGCGUGCUUCGAUCAGACCCGGCGAUCGUCUGCCGCAGAGUGCGGCUGGGACCACCGGGGGCAGUAUGCGCGAUUCCUUCUUUGGGCUGCAAACAAGGCCGAUGAUGAAGAGGGCCGGUUUCCCGGAUCGAGAGCUCGCUGAGCGACUGGUCGAUCUCUAUUUCGAACAUGCGAAUCCGCAGAUGCCCAUCCUCCACCGGGGCGAUUUCAUGGAAUUGUUGGACCGCACCUACUCGCUGGAAGAGAAGAACCGGUCGCCCCGCGCGCUCUAUGUACUUAAUAUUGUGUGCGCCAUUGGCGCUGGAAUUAUCUUUGAUGAUAAGCCUCAGAGCUCAGAUGAGGAGAACAGAGGCACUCGUGACCAGGCUUCGUCGGGGAAAAGACCGAGACUCUCCAGUCAUCAGUAUCAACCGGAAGAAUACCACGCUUCGGCGAUUGUUCAUUUGGAAUCGUUCCUUGGAUCUUCCUCCAGUGAAGGCUUUGGGGGCUUGGAAGAGCUGCAGGCAGUGCUCCUCCUAGCCAGUUUCGCUUUACUACGACCCGUUGCGCCCGGUCUUUGGUAUAUUGUUGGUGUCGCCAUGCGACUAGCAGUUGAUCUUGGACUCCAUUACGAAGACGGAGUUGGGAUUGACUCCGCCGCAAAGGACGGCAACCAGGCACAAUCACGGAUCGACCCUCGCGAACGCGGACGUCGCGAAUGGGUGCGAGAUUUGCGCCGUCGUCUGUGGUGGUGUGUCUACAGCUUUGAUCGCCUGGUUGCUACCUGUGUCGGACGACCUUUCGGUAUCAGUGACCAGGCCAUCAGUACUGAGUUCCCGUCCAUGAUGGACGAUAAGUACAUAACCAAGUCUGGUCUGCUCACGCCACCGGACGCAACACCAACGUAUAAGCAUGUCGCUAUGCACUACUUCAAACUCCGUCUCCUGCAAUCGGAGAUCCACGAUGUCCUACAAUACCAGCAAGUUCGCGCCGUGCGGAGAAGGGGCUCCAACGGAGCAAUCAUGCCCCAUGCCGAGCUUUCGUCCUCUUUCCUUCAUGGCUUUGAUUCCUUCCGAUCAUGGCGCCAUGAUGUUCAUCGUCGAUUGGUCGAGUGGCAGGAAACUGCCCCGACACGCACCGAAACAGGCGUGCGAUUCUCUAUUGAACUGCUUGAACUAAAUUACUGGCAGGCUAUCAUCCUAUUAUAUCAGCAGAGCUUGACGGUUCCCGCUGAACUGGCUGGGGAGCUUACCCCAGCAGACGACGUCUCCAGUCCAUCUUUCUCGAACCCCGACGAAGGGGACGGGGAGGACCAUGUCUAUCUGAACGUUGCCGAAGCUGGUCAGAAGGUUAUUCGAAUCUAUCGUCAACUGCAUAGAGUGCGCUUGGUGAACUAUACCUAUCUCGCUACGCACCAUAUAUUCAUGGCCGGAAUCUCAUUCUUAUAUGCCAUCUGGCAUUCACCUCUGGUUCGAAGUCGCCUGACCCUCGACGAGGUGGACUUCACUGUCCUUGCAGCCACUUCCGUGCUGGGUGAUUUGAUGCACAAAUGCCCACCAGCCGAAGCUUGCCGCGACGCAUUUGAGCGCAUGAGCAAAGCCACCGUUCAAAUGUGUCUAUCGACCACCGGCUUUGGUUCCCAAGUUGACAUGAGUCGCAUCCACGCGACAUCGCGGGCAUACAACCACUUCGACCCGAGCCGUACACGACACGCAGCAAACCACCAGGGCCAUCCAGGACAAGGCCAAGCCAGACAAGCAGCUCAAACUCGCUCAUCUCGCCCAGUUCCUAGGUUCGAUAUGAACUUGGGCGAUCUAUUCACAGACAACGCCCCUAUGAACGACCAUUCCCGAGAAGGUCGACCCAGAGGGCCAUCCUACCCACAACCGGAAUCGAUGGCUCACAAUUACCCCCCUGAUCAACGACCAUAUGGACAGCACAAUCCGUCCAUGGAGUACUACCCUAAAUACGACCCUCGAGGCUCUCCUCAGCCCCCGCAAUUCUACUAUUCCAACUCACCACAACGCAGUGGCUCUCCAGGCAGUCAUCCGCAUGGCUUGCCCUCUACAGACCCAGAAGCCCAUCCUAUUAGUUUGGACUUCUUAGAUUUUGGCUCCGGGGACGCAGAAAGCCAGGGCCAUCUGGAGGGCGAUGCAAAUCCUGACUAUAACAUGGUGCCUGCGCCGUUGGGCCCUAACUUGGGCCAAAACGUGGGGAUCGAUCUUGGAUUUGGCAUGGCCAUGGACUUCCAGCAUGACUGGAGCGAAAACCCCAAUUAUGAUCUCUUGGAGGGUUAUUUCUUUGGGGGCUCUGGAGCUGGGGGUUCUGGUGCGGAUCCCUAG
Messenger RNA from Penicillium olsonii, 3075 nucleotides. NCBI's taxonomy places the organism in Eukaryota, Fungi, Ascomycota, Eurotiomycetes, Eurotiales, Aspergillaceae. The record is from the annotation of a GenBank genome assembly.